Indicator indicator is the source of this 1245-nucleotide messenger RNA. It is a transcript of the gene PLA2G15, whose product is annotated as phospholipase A2 group XV. The coding region runs from base 1 to 1245 and encodes 414 amino acids. Gene Ontology annotation, cellular component: lysosome. Lineage: Eukaryota; Metazoa; Chordata; Aves; Piciformes; Indicatoridae. Gene Ontology annotation, biological process: ceramide metabolic process; phosphatidylcholine metabolic process. The record is from RefSeq and is a predicted model, not a curated record. The transcript has 6 exons.
AUGGUUUCGCCGGCUGGUGCUAGCCUUCUCCCGCGCCGGGGAGGAAGUCUCAGUUUCCUUCUCCUGCUGUUGCUCUGCCGCGGCGGUGGGUGCCUGUCGCGCCGCCAGCCCGUGGGGCCGCCCGUGGUCUUGGUUCCUGGGGAUCUGGGUAAUCAGUUGGAAGCAAAGUUAGAUAAGCCAUCAGUAGUGCAUUAUCUCUGCUCUAAGAAGACAGACAGUUAUUUUACACUGUGGCUGAAUUUGGAAUUGCUUCUGCCUGUCAUUAUUGACUGCUGGAUUGAUAAUAUCAGGCUGGUCUAUAAUAGAACAAGUAAGAUUACAGAGCCACCAGAUGGAGUGGAUAUUAGAGUCCCAGGUUUUGGGCAGACUUUUUCCUUGGAGUUCCUUGACCCAAGUAAAAGGAGUGUUGGCAGUUACUUUUACAUGCUGGUGCAGAGCUUAGUAGACUGGGGCUACAAACGUGAUGAAGAUGUAAGAGGAGCACCUUAUGACUGGCGAAAGGCACCAAAUGAGAAUGAAGACUAUUUUGUGGCUCUUCGCAAGAUGAUUGAGUUGAUGUAUGAGCAGUAUGGAAGUCCUGUUGUCUUGAUUGCCCACAGCAUGGGUAAUAUGUACACCCUCUACUUCCUCAACCAUCAGACUCAGGAUUGGAAAGACAAGUACAUAAAGGAUUACGUGUCAUUAGGUGCCCCAUGGGGAGGUGUGGCUAAAACUCUCCGUGUGCUGGCUUCAGGUGAUAACAAUAGAAUACCUGUUAUCAGCUCCCUCAAGAUCAGAGACCAGCAGAGAUCAGCAGUUUCCACAAACUGGAUGCUCCCCUACAACUACACAUGGCCUCCAGAUAAGGUCUUUGUAAGCACACCUACAGCUAACUACACUCUUCGGGAUUACCAAAAAUUCUACAGGGACAUCAAUUUUGAAGAUGGCUGGCUCAUGAGACAGGACACUGAACCCCUGGUCUACCAGAUGACACCGCCUGGUGUGCGUAUACACUGUCUGUAUGGCACUGGCGUGGAAACACCUGACUCCUUCCACUAUGAAAGCUUUCCUGACAGAGAGCCCAAGAUUCUUUACAGCGAUGGGGAUGGAACAGUAAACUUACAGAGUGCCUUGCAGUGUCAGAAGUGGAUGGACAGGCAAAAACAGCAAGUGGUGAUGUUUGAGCUUUCAGGAAAUGAGCACAUUCAAAUGCUGUCCAAUGAUACUACUAUCUCUUACGUGAAAAAGCUGCUUUUUGGUUUGUAA